Gadus morhua (Atlantic cod) is the source of this 4814-nucleotide messenger RNA. RefSeq names its product NACHT, LRR and PYD domains-containing protein 12. The transcript is spliced from 13 exons. Gene Ontology annotation, molecular function: protein binding. The record is from RefSeq and is a predicted model, not a curated record. NCBI's taxonomy places the organism in Eukaryota, Metazoa, Chordata, Actinopteri, Gadiformes, Gadidae. Bases 304 to 4050 code for a protein of 1248 amino acids.
UCGGUGUCCUCAUUGGUAGCUACAUCAGUGAGAUGUCUCUACAGGCUGGUUGUAGGCCUACUAUCAAGUGCCUCUUUGCUUUUCUAUGAGCUUCUACACAUGAGAGCUCUCUGUUUAUCGUUCCUAUUUUAAUAAAGCGAUUAUUCUUCGUCACUGAGAGGUCAUGGAACAGCAGCUUAUACGCAAGACGGAACUGGAGUAACUGGAUAGUUUACAACAUAAUUUCCUUGUUACUUAGCUGGAGGGUUUUUCGUGAUGUGCACUUCAUCACAGCAGGAAGAACACUAAGGUCUCCAGUCUGCUAUGGAUGAGGAGGAAGAGGAGGGGGGUCCAGCCUCUAAAACCACUCUGUCUGGGGAACAUGGCCGCCAGAGCAAAGCUAAGAGCCCAGAGCAGCAGGGGAGACCAGAGUCCCCUGGACCCAGCUGUGUCUCCAUGAAGAGUGACAACUCUAUGGAACAACCUGUUAACUUUAAAGAUGGAAAUCAGUCUAUUGAGAAGAGCCCAGAGCGGCAGGAGAGAGCAGUCUCUACUGGACCCAGCUGUGUCUCCCUGAAGAGUGACUACUCUAUGGAUCCACCUGUCACAUUUAAAGAUGGAAAUCAAUCUAUUGAGAAGAGGAGACUCCAGCAGGAGAGAGCAGAGUCCCCUGGACCCAGCUGUGUCUCUAUGAAGAGUGACCACUCUGUGGAUAGACCUCCUGAAUUUAAAGAUGGACGCCCCUCCAGAAAGAAGAGAAAACACCAGGAGAAGUCGAAGGUUACCAGUGCUCAAUCUGUAAAGCAGCAUCAAACAGAGCUGAUCAAGAGGGCUGAGGAGAAUGCACACGCUUUUCUAGACAAAGAGCUGAAGAAGCUCUGGAGGGUUCUCUACCCAGAUUACCCACAUUGCUCAGAGAGUCAGAGGGAGGAGGAGGAGGAGGAGGAUGGUAAGAAAGAGGAGCAGAGGAGGCGCGCCAUAGAGGGAGUGGUAGACAUCACUACGCUCUGCCUGAUGGAGAUGAACCAGGAGGAACUGGCCGACACACUGUGGGGUGGAGCUGUUGCUGUUGGGUGCCAACAUAAAAUCAAGUCUCACCUGAGGGAAAAGUUCAGGAAUGAGUUUGAGGGAAUUGCUAAAGCAGGACAGCCAACAGGUCUCAAUGACUUCUACACAGAGCUCUUCAUCACAGCGAGAGGCAGUGGAGAGGUCAACCAGGAACAUGAGAUCAGACUUAUUGAAACAGCCUCCAGGAAACCAGCCAGGGAGGAAACACCAAUCAAAUGCGAAGACAUCUUUAAACCCUUACCUGACCAAGAUCAACCGAUCAGAACAAUAAUGACAACGGGGGUGGCCGGCAUUGGUAAAACCGUCUUAACACACAAGUUCACUCUGGACUGGGCUGAAGGUAAAGCCAACCACGACAUACAUUUCACAUUUCUUUUGACUUUCAGAGAGCUGAAUUUGCUGAAAGGGAAAGAGUUUAGCUUGGUGGAACUUCUUCAUCACUUCUUUAUUGAAACCAAAGAAGCAGCUAUCUGCAGAUACGACCGGUUCCAAGUUGUCUUCAUCUUGGAUGGUCUGGACGAGUGCCGACUACCUCUGGACUUCAAGAACAGCCAGACCUUGACUGAUGUCACCGAGUCCACCUCGGUGGACGUGCUUCUGACAAACCUCAUCAGGGGCGACCUGCUUCCCUCCGCUCGCAUCUGGAUAACCACACGCCCUGGGGCAGCCCAUCAGAUCCCUGCUGAGUGUGUUGGCAUGGUGACAGAGGUGAGAGGCUUCAACGACUCACAGAAGGAGGAGUACUUUCGGAGGAAAUUCACAGAUGAGACACUGGCCAGCACAAUCAUCACCCACGUCAAGAAAUCACGAAGCCUCCACAUCAUGUGUCACAUCCCAGUCUUCUGUUGGAUCUCUGCAACUGUUCUUGAAGACCUCUUCCAACCAUUCCAGAGAGGAAAAGAGAUGCCCAAGACCGUGACCCAGAUGUACAUCCACUUCCUGAGGGUUCAGUCCAUACAGGGAGACAUGAAGUACCAUGGGAGAGCUAAAACAGAUCUAGACUGGAGUUCAGAGAGCAGGGAGAUCAUUGUUUCUCUUGGAAAACUGGCUUUUAACCAGCUGGAGAAAGGCAACCUGAUCUUCUACGAGGCAGACCUGGCAGAGUGUGGCAUCGAUAUCAGAGCAGCCUCAGUGUACUCAGGAGUGUUCACUCAGAUCUUUAAAGAGGAGUGUGGGCUGUACCAGGACAAGGUGUUCUGCUUUGUCCAUCUCAGCAUCCAGGAGUUUCUAGCUGCACUUUAUGUCCUUCAGUCCUUCAUCAACACUGGUGUCAAUCUAUUCUCAGAAGUACCAGCUACCUACGAUGAACUCUUCCUCUACCAGAGUGCUGUGGACAAGGCCUUACAGUGUGAGAACGGACACCUGGACUUGUUCCUCCGCUUCCUCCUGGGCCUCUCUCUGGAGACCAAUCAGAAACUCCUACGAGGUCUGCUGGGAAAGAGACCUCGUAGGAGGUCUCAGUUUAAACAAGGUUUGCUUUGGCUGACAGGAAGAAACACCAAUCAGAGAACAGUCUGUUACAUCAAGGAGAAAAUAAAUGGAGAUCUCCCUCCAGAGAGAAGCAUCAAUCUGUUCCACUGUCUGAAUGAGAUGAACGAUUGUUCUCUAGUGGAGGAGAUCCAACAGUACCUGACAUCAGGAAGCAUCUCAACAGAAUCUCUCUCCUCUGGUCAGUGGUCUGCUCUGGUCUUCAUCUUACUGUCAUCAGAAGAGGAGCUGGUUGUGUUUGACCUGAAGAAAUACGCUGCUUCAGAGGAAGGUCUUCUGAGGCUGCUGCCAGUGGUCAAAGCCUCCAAAACAUCUCUGCUGAAUGGCUGUCAUCUGUCGGAGCGAUGCUGUGAGGUUAUUUCCUCAGUUCUCAGCUCCAACUCCUCUAGUCUGAGAGAGCUGGACCUGAGCUUCAAUGAUCUGCAGGAUUCAGGAGUGAAGCUGCUCUCUGCUGGACUGGGGAGUCCACAAUGUACCCUGGAAACUCUCAGGCUGAAUGGCUGUCAUCUGUCAAAGAGAUGCUGUGAAGCUCUGGCCUCAGUUCUCAGCUCUAACUCCUCUAGUCUGAGAGAGCUGGACCUGAGUACCAGUGAUCUGCAGGAUUCAGGAGUGAAGCUGCUCUCUGCUGGACUGGGGAGUCCACACUGUACACUGGAAUCUCUCAACUUGUCUGGCUGCCUGGUCACACAGGAAGGCUGUGCUUCUCUGGCCUCAGCUCUGAGCUCCAACCCUUCCCAUCUGAGAAAGCUGGACCUGAGCUACAAUCACCCAGGAGUCUCAGGAGCUGCGCUGCUCUCUGCUGGACUGGAGGAUCCACGCUGGAGACUGGACACUCUCAGUGUGGAGCACGGUGGAGUGUGUAGGCUGAAACCAGUUCUAAAGAAGUAUGCCUGUGAACUCACACUAGUCCCAAACACAGCCCACAGACAACUCUCUCUAUCUGAGGACAACAGAAAGGUGACAGUGGUUGGACAUCCAGAUCGCCCAGAGGGAUCUCACUCCCGUCCCCAGGUGUUGUGUAGAGAGGGUCUGACCGGCCGAUGUUACUGGGAGGUUGAGUGGGAAGGACGUGUUGCUAUAGGAGUGGCACACAGAGGAAUCCCAUCGAGAGGAGGGGCUGACAGCCGCCUUGGAAGGAACAACAGGUCCUGGAGUCUUCAUUGUAAUGAUGGUCUUUGUUACAAUGCCUGGUACAACGGUAGUAGAACAGUCAUACGUCUCCUCUCGGUUGGCUCUAACAGAGUAGGAGUGUAUCUGGACCGGCCUGCUGGCACUCUGACAUUCUACAGAGUGUCCCCAGGUGGAGGAGGGUCCUCAGACACACAGACACACAUCCACACCUUCCAGUCCACCUUCACCCAGGAGGACCUCCUCCCUGGGUUUGAGUUCCCUUCGUUCUCUGGAUCGUUUGGUCAGUCAGUGUCUCUGUGUAACUUAAAGUCUCUCUCUCUAUCAUCUCCCGGUCUGAGGACACAUAGGAAUACCGAAUACACACAGUACCACAUGCAUAUAUGAAUACAAACACACGCGCACACACAUAUUAACACAUUCGGUGCACACACAUACACACACACACACACACACAUGCAUAUAUAAACAUCCAAAUAUGCACACACAAACACAUGCAAACGCGUGCACACACAUGAAUGCCUACAUAAACACACGGGCGCGCACACUCAUGUAUGCAUACAUAAACGCAUGCGCACACGCACACAUACUGCAAGCAUACUGCACACAUGCAUAAACACACAAAUACACGCACGCACACACACACACACACACAGAUAUUGACACACACAUGCAAACAGCGCGCAUCCACACGCACACAUUCGUAAACACACACACACAGACUACACACACAUGUAUAGUAUAACACACAGACACAUACACACACAUUGUGUUUUUGUGAUAUAAGUUCAUGUACUCAACUGUAAUCCAGUUGAGUACAUUUUCUACAUUUUCUUGGGCUUCUGAAAAAUACUUUUAAGAUCCUCCAUAAGGUUAACGAAGCAGGUUUUACAGACACUAUAUUUCUAAUGUCAAAUGUAUUUUAAUUAUUGAAUGAUGGUAAAUCUAAACAUGUUUAUACUACAAUAUUGUGUAUAUUUUCAGACAUUUCAUGCUUAAGGGCUCUGAUGUCUCAGAGCCCUGAGAUAUCAGUCUUGGAAAAGCUUUUGAUCGUGUUGUGAAUUACUUUAAAGUAUUGAUUCAUUGUGUUCUGUUGGGAACAACACAGCAGCAGAACAUGUUCAGUUAUUAAAGAUAUGUUUUUUGAUUAA